Molecule: messenger RNA, 9834 nt
Organism: Vombatus ursinus (common wombat)
Lineage: Eukaryota; Metazoa; Chordata; Mammalia; Diprotodontia; Vombatidae
Gene: XYLT1
Product: xylosyltransferase 1
Exons: 11
Coding region: 68-2521 (817 amino acids)
Biological process (GO): chondroitin sulfate proteoglycan biosynthetic process; heparan sulfate proteoglycan biosynthetic process
Cellular component (GO): membrane
Molecular function (GO): protein xylosyltransferase activity
Source: RefSeq, a predicted model, not a curated record
ACCCCCUAGUCCCUUCACCAGCCUGGAGACACAGGAUGGAUAUUUUUCUCACCGUCCCAAGGAGAAAAUGAGGACAGAUAGCAAUAAUGAAAACUCCGUGCCAAAAGACUUUGAAAAUAUCGAUAACAGUAACUUUGCCCCAAGGACUCAGAGGCAGAAGCACCAGCCAGACCUGGGAAGGAAGUCACUCAGUAAGCAGAAGGAACAUUUGAAGAAGAAACUAGAGCAGGAGGAAAAAGUAAAGGAGAAUUCACUCCUGGGAAAAGGCUCUAAUGAAGCCUUGCAGUAUAGCAAUCAAGCUGCCCAGAACAGUAGUACCACGAAGGCAAGCCCUAAGUCCUCCAAGCAACCCCAUACCAGGAAGAAUGGGGCCAGCUCCCCUGAACUCAAAUAUGACCAGAUGCCAAGGUGUGACAUCUCUGGCAAGGAGGCCAUCUCAGCUCUGUCCCGGUCUAAAUCCAAACAAUGUCGCCAGGAAAUUGCCGAGAUAUAUUGCCAACACAAGGUGGGGAAGCUAAUGCCAGAGAAAGUGACCCGCUUCUGUCCCCUUGAAGGCAAAGCCAACAACAAUGUGCGGUGGGAUGAGGACUCCGUGGAGUACAUGCCUGCCAACCCUGUCAGGAUCGCCUUUGUCUUGGUGGUACAUGGCCGGGCAUCUCGGCAGCUCCAACGCAUGUUUAAGGCUAUUUACCAUAAGGACCAUUUUUAUUAUAUUCAUGUUGACAAGAGGUCCAAUUAUCUGCAUCGACAAGUGCUCCAGUUUGCUGGCCAGUACCAAAAUGUGCGUGUGACCUCCUGGAGAAUGGCUACCAUCUGGGGAGGUGCCAGUCUUUUGUCCACCUACCUCCAGAGCAUGAGGGACUUAACAGAGAUGACAGAUUGGCCAUGGGACUUCUUCAUUAAUCUCAGUGCUGCUGACUAUCCCAUCAGAACGAACGAUCAGUUGGUGGCAUUUCUCUCUCGAUACCGGGACAUGAACUUCUUGAAAUCACAUGGCAGAGACAAUGCAAGGUUUAUACGGAAACAAGGACUGGACCGCCUCUUCUUAGAGUGUGAUACUCACAUGUGGCGCUUGGGUGACCGGAAGAUCCCUCAAGGCAUCACAGUAGAUGGAGGCUCUGAUUGGUUCCUACUGAACCGAAAGUUUGUGGAAUAUGUGACCUUCUCCAAUGAUGACCUGGUGACCAAGAUGAAGCAGUUCUACUCUUACACCUUGCUUCCUGCCGAGUCCUUCUUCCACACCGUCCUGGAAAAUAGCCCCCACUGUGACACCAUGGUGGACAACAACCUGCGCAUCACCAAUUGGAACCGGAAGCUGGGUUGCAAAUGCCAGUACAAGCAUAUCGUGGACUGGUGUGGCUGUUCCCCCAAUGACUUCAAGCCAGCAGAUUUCCAUCGCUUCCAGCAAACUGCCCGACCGACGUUCUUUGCACGUAAAUUUGAGGCUGUGGUGAAUCAAGAAAUAAUUGGCCAGCUGGACUAUUACCUUUAUGGGAAUUAUCCCUCGGGCACCCCAGGUCUGCGGUCCUACUGGGAGAAUGUCUAUGAUGAACCUGAUGGGAUCCACAGUAUCAGUGAUGUGGCAUUGACCAUGUACCACUCAUUUACCCGCCUGGGCCUCCGGAGAGCUGAGACAUCUUUACACACCAAUGGCGAGAAUAGCUGCAGGUACUAUCCAAUGGGUCAUCCAGUGUCUGUUCAUCUGUACUUCCUUGCUGACCGUUUCCAAGGCUUCCUAAUCAAACACCAUGCAACAAAUCUAGCUGUGAGCAAACUGGAGACCCUGGAAACAUGGGUUAUGCCAAAGAAAGUCUUUAAGAUUGCCAACCCACCCAGUGAUUUUGGGAGACUUCAGUUUUCAGAGAUCGGCACUGACUGGGAUGCCAAGGAGAGGAUAUUCCGCAACUUUGGAGGACUCCUCGGGCCAAUGGAUGAACCAGUAGGGAUGCAGAAAUGGGGGAAAGGGCCCAAUGUGACAGUGACAGUCAUUUGGGUUGAUCCUGUCAAUGUCAUUGCAGCCACCUAUGACAUCUUGAUUGAGUCCAGUGCUGAGUUCACACAUUACAAACCACCUUUGAACUUGCCCCUUCGGCCUGGAGUUUGGACUGUCAAAAUUCUGCAUCACUGGGUGCCAGUUGCUGAAACCAAAUUCCUUGUUACUCCUCUGACCUUCUCUAACAAACAACCUAUUAAGCCAGAUGAGUCCUUGAAGCUACACAAUGGACCUCCUCAUAAUGCCUAUAUGGAACAGAGCUUUCAGGGCCUGAACCCAGUCCUCAAUAUCCCUAUCAACUUAGCCCAUGUGGAGCAAGCCCGGAGGAAUGCAGCCACCACUGGCCCAAAGUUGGAGAGCUGGGUGGACUCGUUAGUUGGAGGAGUCUGGUCUGCAGUGGAUAUCUGUGCCAUUGGGCCCACCGCCUGCCCCGUAAUGCAAACAUGCAGCCAAACUUCCUGGAGUUCCUUGAGCUCAGACCCCAAGUCUGAGCUUGGGGCCAUUAAACCCGAUGGUCGGCUGAGGUAGCAUCUGGUCGUGCUGUAGAAUUUAAAAGGGAAUUUUCACCCUGAGUACAGGGGAUUCUGAAACCUCUCUCACCCCCAGCCCUCUACCAACCAGUAGUUCCCAGGUGGGAACUUUUAUAUUCACAAUCAGUGUGAGGUCUAGAGUUUAAGAACUAAAGUUGGAGCCUGGCAUUGUUCUCCCUGCCAAUAAGCUCUGGAGAUUGGUAGAUUGCCCCACCCUGGUCCUAACAUCUUACAUUUUUUUUUCCUCAUUUGCUUCUUUAAAGCUAUUCUCCUUGGCCAGAUAUCUAGAUAGACUUUGGAUUCAGUCUUUUGUCUGAUCCCAAAGGACUUGGGAAUUUAAAGCAGCUGAUAAAAAUGUUCACUCCUCUGACAACCAAAAAGCCCGUAUGGGUAUUCAUCAAAUCCAUCAGUAUCACCCAGAAUGCUUAGAGGGGAAAAAAAGCCCAAAGUGAUUUCCCAGGGGUUGAGGGUUCUCUACCACCCAUUUAAUAGAUGGGCUUUUUUUCUUUAUAGCUCAGAUGGGCAGGAAAUGAUACUUGCCAUAUUUAUUUUACAAUGAUGGCCACACUUCCGUACAAGCAGAGCAGAUACUUGGUGCAUUCACAGGUGAAAAUUUGAGGGUUUCAAUCCUAUUAGCUGUCUAUGGCCAUAGGCAGAUGGAUGUCAGAAGCUGGAACAAUAGCAAUGGUUCAAAUAGUUACCUCAUGCAGUCUCUCAGAUAUUUCAAGCGAUACUUGCUUGAAUCUCUGAAGAAUGGGAAUUUGACAUGUGCAGCUUGUUUGAGAUGAAUGAGACACUGGACAGAAUAAAGUCCCUUGACUAAAAAUCAGAACAAUGCCAGACACCUGCAAGGGUUCUUCCAUUUUCAAGGCCAAACCUUGCCAGGUGCAUGAUCGGUGCUUAUUAUGUGUGACCAAAUUGCAUGACCUAAACUUUUUGACCCAGAAUAUUUUGAAAGUCCUUUUCCAACCAAGUUUUUAAAGAUAUCUGCUUUCUUACAUGCAAUGCCAAAUGGAAUACCUUACAUAGAUCGUGAAGGAUAAGAUUGGAGUUUGGAUCUUCAUUUAUUUGGAGGUAUUUUUUUUUAAGUUUCUAAUUACUUGAGUUGCCAGAAAGGUCAAGAUUUUCCUUCAGUUCAACAAAGUGAAUGUCUGUGACAAUCAAGGCAAGGAACUAUCCCAUCGAGUGGCCUUCCCAUUCGGACUGGAGAGGAGUAAGCCAUUAGGGUGACACCUCCAUCAUCCUCUACCACUCCCUGAGGGGAAAUUCCCUUUUAAAAACUGCACACUUGGUUGCAAAAAUGACCUAAACAGAGCACCCAGCCCUUGUUCUGUUUCUCUCCACAGUGUUGGUUUGAAGCUGCUGAAGUUUGCUUUGGACUUGAAAUAGUGAGGUCAGCUGUGCUGAUGUUAUGUCAAGAGCAUUAAAUGUUGUAUGGAGCCAGGGAUGCAAACAAGGACGCAUAGAAGGAACACUUUAGAUAUUUAUUAUUUAUAUGUUUUAGUCAAUGACUAAUUAGUAGGUGCUGUUUUUUGCAGCUUGACAAUUAUGUUAUCUUACUAACUAAAGCUGCCUUUAUUCACAAAAGGCUCCCCACUCUUUGUCAGCCCCAUCCCACUCCCAAGACACAUACUCUUCUUUUUUUGCUCAGUUUUCUCAAUUUGUGACUGUUGCUGGCCUGAGGGUGUCAGGAACACUUGGUGUGUUUCCACCCAUAUUGUCAGCAGGAGACAGAUUCAUUCUCUCCCAUAUCAACAGUAGGCUGAUGCCCUCGAAAAUGUUCUCCUAGCCAGCCCCUAGUGAAAGCAGUAGGUCCUCCCAAUCCAAGCCCACAGUGAAAGCAGUAGGUCCUCCCAAUCCAAGCCCAUAGGGCUCUGGACCUGAGUCCUCUGUACUCUGUGUCUUGUAGCUUCUCCCCAAAGCCAGGGAGGCGCCUAGAGACUGCAGCUCAUCCAUUCUGGACCUUUCUUUCCCUUUCAAACCUUGCAUUAUGGAUCAUUCUUAUCUCCUGUCCAUUUGCUGAUGAAUAUCGUCCAGCAAAUCUCACUUCUAGAGCCCAGAUUUGAAGUGAGAUGACAGGAAAAUGGUGUAAGAAGGUUAGUUUAUCCUAUGUGUGAGGCUGACUGGACAAAAUUGAAUUGUUUAUAUGGAAAUACUUCAGUGAUUCCUUGGUCACUGAAACAAAGGGGCUUUCAGAAACCUUAGGGCUCAGUUUCACAGAAGUCCCAUAUUGCUUAUGUAUCAAUACAUAAUCAAUUGUGCAGGAGGUUAAAAACUUCAAAACCAAGAUACUUUUCUACACACAGUUUCUCUGUGGAAAUAUGACAGCAAGGGCUUUACUGAACAUUCUGGUUUUUAAAGCAGCAAAAAUAACAAAAUUUUUCUACAACCUUUCUUUCAAUCAGCCCGCUCAGUAUCUGUAUACAAUUGUAACAGUAUUAUUUGUGGUGACUUUUAGGCCUGAGCCUGAUUGUAUCAAAGUGGUUGAUAUCAGCCUACAAUCACCCAGAAGUUGUACCUAUUAAGUUCAAUGACAUUUCUGACUUUUAAAAUCCUGGAAUGAGUGGAGAAACCCCAGAGUUAGUUCUGGGACAGUCCAAGCUGUGAAUUUCUUUUUCUAACUUAACUCCCCAUACAUCCUGCUGUAGGAAAGUAGGUUGGGAUGUGGAACACCCAUUGGGGUUUUUACAUUUUGGGACCAGAGAAUAUAUCUUUGUAGAUGUUACAUUUGGUAAAAAGGAGAAUUCUAAAUGAGAGCCCAAUUGCACCAAGACUUCAUGAUAGCAUUUUUCCAAAUGAGAACAUUCAGCCUGUUUCCUCACUCCUACUCAGAGACUGAUUUGAUUAUUUUGAGAACCCUUUGGAAAAGCCACAUUUCUUUGGGCACAAGGUUUUGUUUACUUUGGUAUUGUUUGCCCUGGAAUCUAAACUUUCAAUGCAGAGCAGGGUGUCUGGGGUAAUUACUGGUCAUAACAAGGCUGAAGAGAUGGUUUAUCAAGUCAAAGAAUAGGGUGGGGGUAGGGUUGAGGAGUGAAGGAAUCUAAGCUUGCCUCCAUACACACAUAUUGUUAGAUGGCCCCUUGGACAAAUUUUUACUAACCCUCUUAGUCCAGUUUAGACAGAAGGAAAUCCCCAAGCAAGUUGUGCCUUCCACCCCUUGCUUCCUAUUUUUGGACCUUUAAUCCAGAAUUCAUCCCAGUGAUCUGCAAGCAUGUGGACAGAAUAGCUCUAGUCACAUCAAAGAGAAGGGAAAUAACUCAGUGUGGUUUUUCAAAUUGUAAUGAGCCCUCCUCCAGGAAAGCACAGCCUUAAUUGGCCAGAGAGGCUUUUAUUUGAAACAGUAGAUUGAGACUUGAGUGUGAACCAUGGAAUGUUAAAGCCAACAUGCAAGAUACAGGACACAAGGAAAGGAAGUGUGUAAAAGCAGCUCAGUGAGAGGAGGAGGCUCCACCCAAGUCCCACAUUAGCACAUACUUGUGAAUUGUGAGCUAGUGCCCUUGGAUACUGGCUUUAUGAUGCAAAUGAGCCCUGUGGUUGUAUGAAGGCUUUCAUAAAUCAGCCCAGGAGUGCCUGGCCAAGAACACCUACCAGAGGAACCAAAAAACAGUAUUUGGGGAUACCCACCCUUUCUCCCAGACUCUGUUCCUAUGAAGGUCGAAACAAGUUGAAAUAGAAUUAGAAUUAGAUACUAUUGCUUUAAGAACAUUAAAAAAAAUUUUUUUUAAACUUAUUCCCUUUGAAGAUAUAACCAAGAUUACAAUUUUAGGUUUUUGUUUUUAGUCUGGACCUGAGGUUUUAUUUGGUAUAGGAAACUGAAAGUGGAAAAACUCCCUUUAUCCCUUUAUCUUCUGUACCUUAUAGUCUUAAGGGAGUACAAAAGGUAGCAACUUACCCAGGGUCACUUUUCUAGUAUGUAUCAGAGCAGGGCUUGAACCCAGGUCCUCUUAACUCCAAGGCCAGCUCUCUAUCCGCUAUGGGACACUACCAUCCCCAAAUUCUGAAUCUAUUUUUCCUUUGGCUUCAUGAUACUGGGAAAGGGACAGAUAUGGUCCUCUAAUAGCCACCCAAAGGUAACCAGCAUUUAUUCCCGGUGAACAUUUGCAGCUAUGCUGACUGGUGGAAGGCAGUAUUCCAUAUGCGCUAUCAAAGAGUUGUCAGUGUUGUCCAGAGCACCACUUGUGCUAUUCUGGCUGCCCGUAAAUCAGUCAUGUAUCCACAUUCAUAAGAAUUUGCUGCUAAACAGAAAAGCCUCACAGAUCACAGCAUUUAAAAAAAAAUAGCAAGUAGCAACAAAGAAAGGAAAUAUUAGGAAAGAAGCAAAUAAUGAUUUUACCCCUCCUAGGACUUAGGAGACUUCUUGUACACAUAUACACACAUGUAGAUAUGUGUAUGUACAUCUAUUGUAUACAUGCAUAGAUAUAUGAAUAUGUAUAUAUACUACCCAUCUUAAACACACCAUUGUGUUCAUUCCAGUAGACAGUUUCUUCUAAAAAGAGAAAGGGGGAAAAAAAGAUAGUUAACAUCAGUUCCCAUUCCAACUGCCAGUGUUGUUGCUUAUUGUACUUCAUGGCCUUGGUGGGAAAUGAUUCAAGAUAUACCCCCUCCCCAAAUUAUUCCCCUGAAUGAUUUGCUCCAGCCCAUAAAUUUGGAAAAAAAGAUAAGGAGUUUACCUCUGUUGAGUGCUGGCUGAGAGGCAAGAGCAUGGUGGAUAAAGGACCUUCCUUGGAGCCAUGAAGACCUGGUUUCAAAUCCUCCCUCAGAUACCACCUAUCUGUGCCACUAAGAGCAAGUGACUUAACCUCUCAGUAUUUCUCUCUAAAACUCUGAGUUGGUGGUCUGUACCAAUGAAGGGAUUUUCCAUGCCAAUGGUUUUUAAUAUGGAUGAAAUCACAGGUCCAGAUUACACUAUACCCUCAUCUGCCACCACCUCCCCCCCCCACACACACACAAACACACACACACACACAUACCAACCAUACACUAAAGUCAUUGGCUAUCUUUUUGGAAAUGGAGCCAAUUACAAUUAUGAAAAACAACUGUUGAACAGCAGAGAUUCCCAACCCCUGUCUCUUAUCCACUUUUAUUGUCCAGUUAUGAGACAGAGAGUUCACAGGAUUUGAACAUCUUCAACCAUCAGCAGCCAUUGCUGCUAUAUAUCCUACCUAGAAUCCUCCAGCCCACUUGGCUGAGGAUUUCUUGUCUCAAACAACUUUAAAAUGAAAGAAAAGCGUCCAAAGUUACCAGGACAAAAAAGAUAGGGUAUUAGACAAACUCAUAAAACUCCUCCAGCCCCAACAGCAGAGACUCCUGAAACAGGUUUUAUCUAGCAUAGACAUUCCAAUCUGUGGUGUCCACCUAGUGGCAAAAGUAUUCAGGCCUUUUUUCACUUCUUGGCUUGCUACUGUCCAACAACAGCCAAGACAGUAGAAACUAGGGCUGCCCUCUUGUUCACACACAGCUGGCUAGUCUAGCUCAAUCAUCUGUUUUUUUGCUUCUGCCUCAGUUACCUUAUUUUGCCCAUGAGUUCUACCACAGGUGCUACCUCACAGUGUCUGCUAAGAAGUUUACCUGAGGGAGGGGGGAGAAAAAGAUAUCCGAAAUCUCCUUGAGCUGAAUGUACAAUCUAUGCAAAUUCUCUCUGUUUCUCACUGUCAAACACUUCAAAGUAUUACAUAUAACCUUGCCUAACUAACAGCAAGAUCCUGUACAGGUUCCUCUGAUGACAGAGUACCAAUUUUCAGCGCGGUUAAAUGCGCCCCAGUUUGUAUAUUGUUAACGAGUUGUCUUUGGUUCUGUUGUUGCAAAGCCCCUUGAGGGAGACUGGGCCUCUCUGUCUGCAAUGAGUCCCUUCCUCUUGGCUGGGAAUAUUUGGAUUGCUAAUGUCUCCCCCAUUCCAUAGAGGUCUCUCUGCACCUGAAGAGCCCCUCUCCCCCUUCAAAAGGAAGGCCUAUGGCCUCACUGACUCCAAUCCCCUUCCCACUUCUUCAGAGCAUAUCAUUUUCCAUCUCACAACACAAUAAAGCCUUAGGUUCCUCCUUUUUGAAAUGUGGCCUUAAAAUCAUGUUGGAAAUGUGGAUGUUGUCUUACUCUUCAGAUUUUCGCCAACAUCACAGAAAGCACCUUGAGAUUGCUGCUAUCCCUCCUACUGGGGAACCCAUCAAUUUACAGUUUCACAGAUAUAAUGGAAAUUGCUUAUAAAUUCAGUCUUAAAGAAAAAUGACCUUAUAUUGUUCCUGCGGGCAAAAUAAAGGUUUGGAUGCUCUUAUAAACCAUAGCAUACUCUGGAAGUACUCUCUUACAGCAUAUUGUAGCUGUAACGGGUUGACUUAAUUACCUAAAAAGUGCUAACAUUGAGCUUUUCCUUUUUACCCCUUAAAAACAUGGUAACUUUAUGAACUUCACUCAAGGGUAAAUCAGCAUCUCUGUUGUUUAUCCUUUUGCCCUUGUUGAGUAUCAUUGGCUUGAGAAAGAUUGCACUAAAUAUUCCCAGCUGAUCUUAGAGGUGCCACCCUCUCAAUCCCUCUAGCCUCCAACCUCUUUUGUUUUGAUUCCUCACCAUCUGAUCCAGCCCAAAGACAACAGAAAAUAAGAUUUUCAUAGUAAACUCAUUGGCUUUGAAUGGAAUAGUCUUUCUAGUUCUUCCUGUCUUUUUUGUUGUUGUUGUUGUUAUUGUUGGUUUGUUGGGGUGUUUGUUAAUGGCCUCAUCAUAAGUUAUUACUGUCCCCUCAUUUUUCAGAGACAGGUGGUGAUAUAGUUUUAAAAAAUAACUAUUUUGUUAUAGAUCAUAAUAUGCAUAAAACUGUACAGAAAUAUUUUGUAAUCUAUUGAUUUUAAAAGAGAGAACAUGUAAAUAUAGUAAAGUUAAAUAAUAAAAAAAAAAGAAUUCCAAUGGCACACAUUGAAAGAUGUAGAUAUUUUGCUAUUUAUUUAAAGGAUUAUUUUAUGAGAUACUAAACUAUCUGAAAUUGACCAGUAAUCCAAGUUUCAAAAAAUCCAAAUGCUUUUUUCAUGUUGUAGAAUGUGAUCUCCAGCAAUCAUUGCACUACCCAUUUUUGCACCCUUCUGUCUUUCAUUUAGCAGAACAACAACAAAAAAAAAAUUGUGCCUUAGCUGUAUUUUCUGUCUAGGGGAGUUUGUUUUUUGUCUGACAAUGCGAGAUUUUUUGCAGAAAACAGUGGAUGUAUUAAAUACUGUAUCAUACCAAAAACACCACAGGUGUAUAUAAAUGCUUUCUGUCAUACUGUGUUUUCAGAAGCAGAAUUUUAAAAUUAAAAAAAAAAAGCUAUCUUUGUGGAAUGGUGUCAGUGUGAC